Molecule: messenger RNA, 601 nt
Organism: Dreissena polymorpha
Lineage: Eukaryota; Metazoa; Mollusca; Bivalvia; Myida; Dreissenidae
Exons: 3
Coding region: 16-576 (186 amino acids)
Source: RefSeq, a predicted model, not a curated record
AUUUGGUUUCAGAAAAUGCGACUUCUGCAGCUGGCGAUCGUGUAUUUGAGUGCCCAAGUGACGAGUCUUGUUGUCUGGACAGGAUCAACACACCAAAUAAUGACUUCCAUGGAAUGUUUGGCAGACGUGGACAUAACAUUCAAUUAUAAAAGUCCUCAUUUUACCAAAGAAAAGAGGUUAGCGGAGUGUGAACAAGAAAAAUGCUUUUUAGUUAAUCAUGCCCUUGCGGAUCGGUAUUCAGUUGAAAAAACCAGACAAGGUGGGCGCCUUGUGAUUCUAAAAGACGAUAUUGGAACUCACGGACAGUACAGAUGUUGUGAAUCAUAUAAUAUAUCCGCAUGUGAUAGUAUGGAAAUAGGACCUCCAACUACAAGCAUUCUGACUACGGUCAACGUGCACCAACACAGUGAAGAAGACACAUCUGCAAGAAAAGCCACAACUUCAACCGACAGCAAGUCUGAUACGAACAGCACUGUAAUCGUGUUUGUCGUUGCGAUUGUGAUGUUGUCGAUUGUAAUAAUCGUGCUGAUUGUGGUGUUAGGUAAGUGUACCAGGAAGGCAACACCAACAUUUUAAUAUGCGAAAAAAUAUCGAUUAAACA